Morchella sextelata is the source of this 1227-nucleotide messenger RNA. RefSeq lists its product as uncharacterized. The record is from RefSeq and is a predicted model, not a curated record. The coding region runs from base 1 to 1227 and encodes 408 amino acids. Lineage: Eukaryota; Fungi; Ascomycota; Pezizomycetes; Pezizales; Morchellaceae. The transcript has a single exon.
AUGAAUUCCAUAGUCCUCAAAGCCAUAUCUAGGUCUAGAGGAAGCUUAAUUCUCCCUCUGAGAUCGACCCUCGCUCUCCGCAAAACACAAUACCAGACAAUCGUUUCGCCCAAACCAGUGCGACAGCUAAUUAUACUCGGCCAGACGCUCCACAUAAGGAACUUCACCACCACCCCACCACUAGCCAAGAAGAAAGGCAGCUCCAAAGGCUCUAAACCUGCCAAACCACCCUCUAGGAAGGAUAACAAGGGCCCCCAAAACGCCGCCGCCGCACCCCGAAAGUGGGGCCGAGAAAAGGGCGUAAAAGACUUCACUGCAGACUGGAAUAAAGGCGAAACUCCCAGCGCUUCCAAGUGGUGCCGGCGCAUGGAUAUGAUCACGGCCAGGACCAUAUCGCAGGAAUACGAGCAGAUUGAGAAAGCGGUCUACGAGUGGGCGGAGCUGCUGGAGGAGGGAAUACAGGCCGGGAUCCCGGCUGCGCAUAUUAAUGCCACGGUGAGGCAGAACAGGCAAAGAUCGCCGGGGCUGAGGGAGUGGGUGACGGACCCGGGCGAUGAUGUGAGGUUAUGGCCGAGUGACCUUCCGUUGGAAGAGAGUGAUGAAGUCGAUAUUGAGAAAAAGUGGAAAGAGUGGGACGAGAUACCUACGAGUCGUAAAUUGGAGAUGGAGGAGGAGGAAGAUGAGGUUUUAUUUGACGAGAAUGAUUAUGAGAAAUUUAGACGGGAGACGAUUGGGCCUAAGUACGACACGAUGACUGAGGAGGAGAGGGAUAAGGCGAUGGAAGAGCUAAAUCUAGCGUGGGAGGAGCUCGAUAUUGGCCGACAGCUGUUUGGUCCCAAGUGGGAUACGAUGAGCAAAGAAGAGAGAAUUUCAGCAUUGCAAGAGUUGGAAGACUCUGGGGUGGGUAUGUUUGGACCCGAGUGGGAUACAAUGAGUGAGGUGGAGAAAGAUAAGAUGAUGUCCGAGUAUAUGGGUCUGGAGGAAGGGGCAGAAAACGAUGAUGAUUACGUGUUGGGCGAUGACGAUGAACUGGAAGAGUUCGAUCCCGAAGAUGAGGAAUUCGAUCUUGAAGAUGAUGAAGAUCUCGAGGCAGAGCUCGGGGGUGAGCGUGAUGAUUGGAAACCUGAAGAGUUUGAGAACUCUGAAAGGGAGGAGUUGGAGCAUCAGGGAGAAAAGCCGGAGCUUGGUGGGGUUGAGGAGAAGCCCGAGAAAAAAAAAGGCUUAUAA